This is a messenger RNA of Populus nigra (black poplar), 2068 nucleotides long. Its product is annotated as scarecrow-like protein 14. Bases 1 to 1974 code for a protein of 657 amino acids. The record is from RefSeq and is a predicted model, not a curated record. NCBI's taxonomy places the organism in Eukaryota, Viridiplantae, Streptophyta, Magnoliopsida, Malpighiales, Salicaceae. Gene Ontology annotation, molecular function: DNA-binding transcription factor activity; sequence-specific DNA binding. Gene Ontology annotation, cellular component: nucleus. The transcript has a single exon. Gene Ontology annotation, biological process: regulation of DNA-templated transcription.
AUGAAUCCAGUUUUUGAAGAUCCUACUGCUAACGCUGUUUUGAAGUACAUCAGCCAGAUUCUUAUGGAAGAAGAGUCAGAGGAACAAACCUUUAUUCCAAGGGACUUCUCUCUUCGGGCUGCAGAAAGACCCUUUUCUGGUAUUCUUGCUCCGGAAGGUUCCUCAUCAGACGGUAAAGUAUCUGAUCCAAAUCAAACUAUAAAUAACGUUAGUACUUAUUGUUGCGAUGUUUAUGGCUGUAACAGCUCCAUGAAAGCUAACAACAUUGUUGCGUCUAGCUCCAUAUGCGACGGAGGACCUCCGCCAGUUAACUACACCGUCCCGUUCAGUUUGCAGGUCAAUCCACCUCCAUUUUUUCCACGAAGCGUUUUUCGAACUUUUCCUGGGCCGGUGGAUUCUGUAAAUGUAGCCCUCAAAGAGCGCCAAUUGGAGGUGCUGUUUAGGGGAGGGACAGACGAGACUUGGAAAUUCCGUCGACAGCCAAAUGAGAUGGUUGUUGAUUUUGCUAACAACAGAGUGACUCCAGUCAUGGCGAUCACAAAGGAAAGUAAUUUGGAUCACUCGGUUUGUGAGCUGAUGGAAAGGCAGAAUCAUUACAGAGUGGAAACUGAGUUACAACCGAGGAUAAAUAAACACACUUCAAUUUAUGCUGAAGAAGCUCAGCAAUUUGGAAUGUUUGCUGGGGUGUUUCCCUCUACUGGUGGAAAUGGCGAGCCUGCUGGUUUCAACCUUAAUGAAGCAUUUCAAAGUGGUCCAGGUAUGAUAUCUUAUCUAAAAGAACAACCAAGAGGAUCCAAUGAUGGAGUGAUCUGCAGGAAAAACGAAGUUAGGAAUAGGGAAUUGGUUGAUAUGAGGACUCUUCUGAUACACUCUGCAGAAGCUGUAGCCGUGAAUGAUCACAGGACUGCAACUGAACUAUUAACACAGAUUAGGCAGCACUCUACUCCUUUUGGAGAUGGAUACCAGAGGCUGGCCCAUUGCUUUGCCAACGCUCUAGAGAUUCGCAUAGCUGGAACUGGAAGCGAGGUCUAUGCAACUCUUGCUGCAAAAAGGGUGACAGCCGCAUGCAUAUUAAAAGCUGGCAGACUAUUUAUUUCAGCUUGCCCUUUCAUGAUUAUGUCGAAUUUCUUCGCAGCGCAAAAUAUCAUGGACCUAGCGGAAAACGCAACAAGGCUGCACAUCAUACAUUUUGGUAUUCUCUAUGGUUUCCCAUGGCCUUCCUUAAUUCAGCGUCUCUCAACAAGACCUAGUGGCCCUCCGGUGCUUCGCAUUACAGGGAUAGAGUUUUCCCAGACUGGUCGCGAGUCAGCAGCAGUACUUGAAGAUAUAGGACGGUACCUGGCAAGUUAUUGUGAGAAAUUUAAUGUCCCUUUCAAUUAUAAUGCGAUAUCACAAAAAUGGGAAAAUGUCCAACUCGAGGACCUCAAGAUCGACAGAGAUGAAGUAACUGUCGUUAGCAGUUUAUACAGGUUCCAGCACCUCCUUGAUGAGACGGUAGCCUUGAACUGUCAGCGGGAUGCCGUUCUUAACUUGAUUAAGAGGAUUAAUCCAGCCAUCUUCAUCCACGGGAUCAUUAACGGGGCUUACAAUUCUCCCUUCUUUGUUUCCCGUUUCCGGGAAGCCCUCUUCUACUACUCAUCAUUGUUUGAUAUGCUUGAAGCCAAUACGGCCCGUGAAGAUCCAGAGAGGAUGGUGUUUGAGCAAGAGGUAUUUGGAAAGGAGAUCCUGAAUGUCAUAUCAUGUGAAGGAUGGGACCGACUUGAAAGGCCAGAGAGAUACAAGCAGUGGCAGGCUAGGAACGCAAGGGCUGGGCUCAGGCAGCUCCCACUGAAAGAAGGGAUCAUGAAGCAAGUGAGAGAACAAGUGAAGUCUAGUUAUCACAAGGAUUUUCUGAUGGAUCAGGACGGCCAGUGGAUGCUUCAGGGAUGGAAAGGCAGAGUCCUAUCUGCCAUUUCCUGCUGGAAAUCUGCCUAAGUAGGACUUCCAUAAGCAAUUAAUCCAUCUUUACACAAUUGGAGUACUUCUAAAUCGCUAGCUAUCGCUAACUUGUUUCAGACAUAUGCAUAUU